Molecule: messenger RNA, 907 nt
Organism: Octopus sinensis (East Asian common octopus)
Lineage: Eukaryota; Metazoa; Mollusca; Cephalopoda; Octopoda; Octopodidae
Exons: 8
Coding region: 199-621 (140 amino acids)
Source: RefSeq, a predicted model, not a curated record
UAUUGGAACAAGAAUUGGAAGUGAAAGUUCGAGUCCAGGAAGCAAAAUACCACUUAAAGAAUUUGGUUGAAGACCGAAAAACUUUGUCUUUGGAGUUGAGGCACUUGAAAAAUUCAAAUCCACCUACAAAGAAACGUAUAACAACUGAUGGUGAUGGCAGUCCAAAGGAGGUGAACAUUAGUAUCAUAAAGUUAACUGAUGAAAUUAAUGACAGAAAUGUUCAAAUUGCCACUCUUCAAUCAGAAAUCCAAGAGGCAGAAAAUGAGUAUCAAAGAACGGAUUGACCACAAUAAUGACAAGUCUACUGUAAAAGACCUUAAAAAUAAUUAUGUGGAAGCUAUCAAAGAGAAAGACUCAAGUGAAAUGAAAGUGAAAUCAUUACAAAAUCAGCAUGAAUCAAAUCUUGUGGACUUGCAGCAGAAAUAUGAAAGCAAGAUAUCGUUUUUACUAAAACAACUGCAAAAUGGGUCAGAGGAAGAAGAGAGCCCAGUGCCAAAUGGUGUACGCGGAGCACAUAAUACCUUUUUUGUUCCUGACACUCUAGAUGUUUUAGAUAAUGACCCAGACUAUCACCCUGAUAGCUCCAUGGAAUUCGACACACCUUAUAUGAAAGUGACCUAGAAACAAGCAAAACCUUUGAAAAGUUGCAGGUGUUUACUCAGUAAAUGCAAAUCCAAAGUUUGCCCAUGUUUCAAGAAGACAGCGUUCUGUUUGCCUUCAUGUUCUUGUGCUAAUUGUGAAAAUAAGCCGACAUCUGUAUUUGACUCAUCCACCAGCGAUGUGGACAACGAAAAUGAAGACAGACUGAUAGAAUAAGUACUAGAAUCGAUUCAGUCAACUAAAAAUUCUUCAAAGCAGUGCCCCAGCAUGGCCACAGUCUAAUGAUUGAAACAAGUAAAAGAUAAAA